AUGUCAGCCAGCAGAAAGGCUUCCCAGGGCCGUAAGAGCAGCACGCAGAGGCGCAAAAAGGCAAGAGAUGAGGAGUUGCAAGCCAAAAUCGAGAAAAUCUGGGAAGAAGUGAAUGAGGAUGUUGAAUGGCUUUCUCAGCCUCCUUCCGAUGAUAAAAGGAAGAAGUGGAGAUUUACGCGCAUCUUUCAUGGCGGAGGUACAACUAAAACAAAGGACGAUCCAAAGUCGCAGCCCGAAAGCGACAAAAAUGAGCACAAGCACGACAUAAAAGUUUCAACUGCGAAGAUUCUCGGGAUUUUGCACAAUGUGAAGCCGGAACCAUCGAAGGAUAAGAGCGCCAAGUACGAGAAGUUUGAGAAAACUGUGACCAAUACCAUUAAGUGUAUCAAUUGGCUGGGCGAGCGUGUAGCCAGUGCGGCAUCGGUGACGUUCGCACCGGCACCGUCCUGCUUCAAUGCGAUCAGCUUCUUCCUCCAAUUCUGGAUCAACUACGUGGAAAUGUUCGAUAAGCUCGACCAGCUCCUCUCAACCUGCAACGAUUUCAUUGGCCGCCUCCACAUCUACGAAAUGGACGAAUUUGGAGAGAAGGUUCUGGAGCUCCAAUACAUCGCCACGCAACUUCUGCAAAGUACCGUUAAGGUCUUUCGACUUAGUAUCUCGAUUUCUUCUUCGAGUAAAGAUGUCAUGAAAAAUCUUAUGAAAAAGAGCUUCCUAGGUGAAAGCGACAUUGAUGAGCUCAUUGGUGGUAUGGAGAAAUUGGUGGAGCAGGAGAAUAACCUUUUAACGGCCCUGUCGUAUGGUAACGUCCGCAACAUCAGGCAGAUAUUAGAGCAGCAACAGACAACAGCAGAUGCGAACGGGUGGCGCAUCGCCAUUGCAAAAGCUCUAGGUUUCGGUGAUGAUGAACCCAAGCGUGUGUGGCGGAAUAGACUCGAAGAGAUCACAGCGUCACUGAUCCCGGAAACCGGGGAUUGGGUUAAAGAGUUGAAGGAAUUUAAGGACUGGGUGGCGCUGGACGAAGAUAAUGCUGCCGGCAAAGAGAAAGAUUCCAAGCCUACGCGGCCUAUACUGCUAAUUGAGGGCGCGGAAAGUACAGGCAAGUCGUAUUUGAUGGCGAACAUCGCGACACGUUUCAUCGAACCAAAUCAUUCGAUUGCGUAUUAUUUCCAUGACGGCGCUUCCGAUCUGCAAAUGGACCGCUACCGCCUCCUUUCGCUAGUCUCGAGGAGCUUGGCAUGGCAAUGUGCCACGUUCUCUGGGCUUUUGAUGAAGUCAAUGGCCGAAAGAUGUCAAAUAAUGGGAAACAAUCCAAACGUCUACGAUGUCUGGAGGCAGUUGUUCGUGGGAAACGAGGAAAUAAAGAAGGUUAAACGACCAUUCUACAUCCUGAUCGAUGGCCUGGAAGGCAAUAUGCUGAAAGAUAUCAUUUCCUUUGUGAAUCAGCUAGUAGACAGUGGAGAGGAAACAUUUCGUGUCCUUGUGAGCACAAGAAGUUCGAGCGUGCAGGAGCACAUGAAAGAGGGAUCCUUUGGGCGCAUUUGCCUCCGCGAUGACAAAAAGAUCAACAAUCAUUCCGACAUUGAAACGUACAUUCAGCGCAAACUGGAUAACAUGCCCGCAUUCGAUGGGACUCAUCACCCCAAAGCCGAGGACUAUAGGAAGGAUAUCACAAAGACUCUCAGGGAGCAGACGGAGGGCGAUUUUGCAUGGAUGGCGAUUAUCCUGGACAAGCUCCGCUCAAAGCAUCAUCUGACAGAUAUAGACAAAAUUUUACAAAACGUCCAGGAGCCGAGAGUGAAGCAAGUCGAGAAUGAGAUUAAAAGACUCAACAGAGAGCUUACGUCCGAGGAAAUCAAGGAGAUCAACGAGGUUAUCCUUUGGUUGUUGACGUCGCAAGUCACACCCACCCUAGACGAUAUGAAGGCAGUGCUUUCUCUUGGACCGCAUACAGACUCCCUGAUGCCGCUACACCGUCGACUGAAUCCUCUUCUCAGUGCUAAUGAGUCGGGCAGAAUCCAGUUCAGGCUCAGCGAGAUCAAGAAACAGAUCCUGGAGAAACAAAGCUUGGUGGCCAAGCAGAGCUCGAGUGAAACAUCCGUUUCUUCGCGGCUCAUAGAAGCGGAAGUGGAAUUGGUCCAUCGCUUUCUAACCCACGUAUUGCCGCGAAAAGCAGAUUAUGAUAAAGACGAGCUCCAGCGCAUCCUAUGGGACGAGUUUUCGCAACCUUUGAAGCCUACUAUCUGUUAUGAUGAGCAAAAUGCUCAUAUCCGAGUAGCAUUGACAUAUCUAGAGGUCCUAACGAGUAAGAGCGAUGAACAAACUCGAAGGCUUCGUCCUAACGCGGGGAAAUAUCUGCUCUAUCAUCUUAAGAAAACACAACGGAAGGUAGUAAGGAAAGACCUCAAAGAGAAGAUUGGCCCGCUUCUGGUCAAGCUGUUCACAGAAGAUGACUGCAUCGACACACUAUUCUGGACAAGAGCGGAGCACAUGAGCCAUACAUCCUGGCAAAACAGUGAGGGACUGUGGCUAAAGGAAAAUCGUGAGCGCUGGCUAUAUACGUCGACCGGAGUGAUCGAGAUGGCAAAGUGGCUCUCAGACCUGGAAGUAGUAGACGGUAUCGUUGGCUCGGGCAAGAUUUUGGUGACUGAAUUCAAUGAUAAAAAGAACGCCAGUUGUCGCCAUGAGAUCCUUUUACAAGCGGCAGCCAAGCGGUUGGCUACGCAUUUGUUUUUGGAAAACAUAUAUACCCGCCGGGAACAGCUGACGGCUGUAUAUUUCCUUAAUGGGUACGUCACGAGGAUGGGCAACCAAAAGGACGUGUCCCCAUGUCAAAAAGACCGCGAUCGACUCCAAUGGGAGGAGUUCCGUCGCAUCAGAGACUGGGCUACCAAAUUGGACGGAUUCGAAAAGAAAUCUAGCCACAAUUCCUGGUCGUGGAAAAUUCAGGUUGCCAGAACCAUAUUCACCAUAUGCGAUAGAUACGACAAGAACGCAAACAACGCGGCAAAGCACCUCCUUCGCGAGGUACAGAAUAUAGACGAAAAGCUAUGGGAGGGCAGUGUUUUAGCCUGUCAGACGAUUGCUGAACAGCUACUCAUAGAGAAUUCCCAUGCGAAGGCUCAAAAGGUUCUUGAAAAAGCCACGGCGAGAUAUCUCAAGAACGAAGGAGAGGUGCCAGCCUCGUCAGACAAAAUGCUUGUUGCUAUUGCUUUCCUCGAUUUGGGAGACUUAUAUUGGAAAGAGAAGCAAUAUGAUCAAGCAGCGGCAAUGUAUCGUCAAAGUUUGAAGUACGACGCUACUCGCUAUGCGCGGUAUCUCAAAAUACUGCGCUUGUAUAAUAAAAGGGAGGACUGGCCCGAAACAAUCGGCCUUCUCAAAGAACUCACAGAGGUCAAGAAGUCUGACAAACUUUACUUGAAUCGAUUGGUAUAUGAUUUCGUGGCCGAAGAUAGUUUCCGAAAAUCCCUGGUUAGAGCCAAAGAACACAAGGACUGGAAGCAAGUGGUGGACAAGACUUUUACACAGGCAAUUGAUGUUGCAAACGGAAGUCCUGCCGAGUUAUUCCACAUCAGAAAGGUGUACGGCCAGAUCCUGCACGAAUGCGCAGAUGCGAGUAGAGAGGAUGACGUUAUCGAGCAGUGGGAGAAAGCUCUGGAGUCUGGCAAACCGCUGGCGGUUUCUGGGAACCCUAUUCAGUGGUCUCAUCUCGCCGACAUUAUUGAACCUCUUGCUAAGAUCUAUUUGAGGCGCGCAGAGAACACGCUCGGCAAAGCUAGAGCUGCGAACAGCAAUGAAGCCAUGCCUGCUUAUUCCGUAAAGGAGACCUUCGACAUGGCGAGUCACGAUGUUGAUCUGCUCAAGAGGUUGGAGCAAAAGACUGAUAUCUGGGUUAACACGACCGUGUUUUGUUGUUUGGCACGUUAUUACAUGGUUUCUAAGGAUACAGUUAGAGCGAAGAAAGCGGUCGUGAAGGUGAUCGCGGCCUCGAUAGCUGUACUGUCAGACUCCGACGAGUCAAACGACUGGUUCGCGUAUGUUCAACUUGGAAAGGUUUUCAACGCGCUUCAAGAUACGAAAAAUUCUGAGCAGGCGUGGAAAAGACUGGACAAGUUUGGGAAGCCGCCUUCAGAUCAGUGGCCCCCAUUCUAUUGCGCUGGAUGCAAUACAAAGGUCCCUCUUGCGAAAGGCGUGCAUGUAUGCAAGGAGUGCUUUGGGCCCAAGUACUUCGACAAGGAGUGUUACGACAAGAGAGACUUGAAAGGAUGCUCUACGACGCAUGGAUCUACUAUUUUCUUCCCUGAAGCCAAGGAAUCAAAGAUAAUAAUAUCCGAUGACGACCAGAUUAGAGAGAACUCGCUGAAGCAAUGGAAGGUACUGCUUCAAGGAAAGUAUCUCGAAGGUGCGGAUAUUGGGGAUGCUGCAAAGAUUCCUAUCGUGUCGUUAACCCCCGACUUAACGCGGUCGAAGUUCAAACGCCUAAGGAGGGACACUUCCUUAACUUCUAUUACCUUUGAGGAAGACGAAUUGAUGGACGAAAAGAAGCAGAUGAGCUCAACGGAGAAAAAGCUGAGGAACAAAAAGCCUGUAGGAAGCCGUCAUCAUUCGGUAUUACGACGCAUUGGAGAGGCUGACGAGGAUGAGGAUUCCUCUAAAUGGGAAGAGAGAAAUGACCGCAAAGAGAACGUGAAAAAGCAUAUUGAAGCGAGUCAUGAGGGACUAGUGGAUCUCCAAAAUGAGGAGGGUACCGUAGAAGAACGCCCUGAAGAGAUUGACGAUGAACUGGCGGGCCUGGUAGAUACCGUACCACAGUCUCUUGAAGACAAUGACGAGGAAACGCUGAGGGAAGAUACCGUACCAGCACGUAUUGAAGAUGAAGAGAUUUAUGAAGAGAGUGAUGAGGGAAGAUACCGUAUCAGCACGUAUUGAAGCUGAAGAGAAUGAUGAGGAACUGUACAACUUCUAAAAUAGGGAUAGUAUCAUUUAAGACGGGCUAGAUGGGAAGGGAUACAAGACAAGGAUCAAGAGUACGGGCAUAUGUGCAAUGCCUAGUCAUAGAACUCCGUACACUCCUUUCAACGCUGCAUGAGGAACCUUGUACCAUUUUCAGCAUUUUCAAAUGAGAGAGAAGUUCGGCAUUUUGGACAGUCAGUAAACUCGGAAGACUACCCCAGCGUGUCCAGACAGCGUGUCCAGACAGCGUCAGCAGGCU
Messenger RNA from Mytilinidion resinicola, 5209 nucleotides. RefSeq lists its product as uncharacterized. Bases 1 to 4926 code for a protein of 1641 amino acids. NCBI's taxonomy places the organism in Eukaryota, Fungi, Ascomycota, Dothideomycetes, Mytilinidiales, Mytilinidiaceae. Gene Ontology annotation, molecular function: protein binding. The record is from RefSeq and is a predicted model, not a curated record. The transcript is spliced from 3 exons.